ACCUUCGGCUGUGAUGGCUGCCCCCUGUGGCGCCGUUCGUGUCCACAAAGGGGAACUGGCUAGAUUUCCAGGCCAGGUUUGAUGCGGCCUAUCAGUCCGUGCACUGGCCGGAAGAAGAGGCGCUGCUUGCACUGCCCACAUGCUUGGACAAUAGGGCACUGCACACCUUUCUGAACAUCCCACCGGCAGAGAAGACGACGCUGCAGUCGGCCUAUCAGCAGAUGGCCGAGGUGCUCGAGCCGCCCGACAAAGCGCGCCUCAAGUUCACCGCGCGCCGCAGGGAGGAAGGGGAGUCGCCUCUUGCGUUCUGCUGCUCCCUCCUUGAAUUGGCUCGGGCCGCAUAUCCCGACGUAAAAGGAACUGCGCUGGACUCCCUGGUCCUGGAGAGGCUGCUGGUCCUCGCAUUGGAGCUGGGGAUUGUUAUGUCCAUCGGGGUAGGGGCCAAGGCCACUUCGCUGGCCGUCGCGCAAAAUAUUCAGGCCCGGGGGCGGGCCACCUGCUUUCGUUGUGGCCAGGUGGGCCACUUUGAGAGGGGGUGCAACAACGAGCCCGGGGCCUUCUCCAAGGCCUCUCCUCCUGCGGGCGUCCCUCCAGCAGCGGAGCCUCCCAGGCAGCAGGCUAGUCGCGAUGCAUCCAUUGCACGCCCGCUCUCUCCUCCUCAGGGGGUCGACGUGAGGAUCCUGGUGGAUACGGGGGUGUCCGCCACCAUUGUGCCCGAGUCGCUGCCGCACAGUGUGGGGCCGUUGCGGCCGGUGCGCGGGGUGUGCGUGGCUGCCAACGGGGGCCCUCCUCCCGGCAUCCUUGAGCCGCCGGGAGGGGUGCUGGAGCGCCAGCGGCUCCGCGAUCUCAUCGUCAGAUUCGCCGAUGUGUUCAGCCAGGGCAAAUUCGAUUUGGGCCGUACCACUCUCCUGGAACAUCAUAUCGACACGGAUGCCGAGCUGGUAGAAGCCCCUCUGGCUGAUGAGCCGAGCUUCUCUUAG
Petromyzon marinus (sea lamprey) is the source of this 980-nucleotide messenger RNA. The record is from RefSeq and is a predicted model, not a curated record. NCBI's taxonomy places the organism in Eukaryota, Metazoa, Chordata, Hyperoartia, Petromyzontiformes, Petromyzontidae.